UGAGCGCUCAUAACGGUGGUUAAUUUGAAUGAAUAUAAUGAUGUGCACGCUACGUAUUGUUUGACUUACUAAAUCAAAUCGUUGUGUUUUUACUUUGUAUCAUAUAAAAUUAAUACAAUUAAUAAAAGUUCAAAAUUAAUCAAAACUGACAAGAAUAAAAUACACAAGCAUGGAUGUUCCGAAAACGCUACGGUUGAGGUUGUUCCUGAUGCUGGGAGCAUAUCUUAUAUUUAUUACAACUGCAAGUUGUUCUGUUAAUGAAAAAUGCACAGUGAGCAAGUACAGGAACGCCGAUGGACGGUGCAAUAACGUCCAUCGACCGAAUUGGGGCAAACGGAACUCUCCGUUUCUUCAAUUUCCAUCGGAAAUUCAAAAUGAAUCGUAUUCGACUAAAUGGCCUGAGGCUUCGGAUGUAUCAGAAAUAUUAAGUAGGUCUUCACUAGCUGGCAAUAAACAUUUGACUGUUAUGUCGGGGAUGUGGGCCGAUUUUAUCAGAUUGGAUUUAGCCGUAGAAAAUAUAACUGACAAUGCAGUUUUUUUAAACGCUGCAACUAGUUUCUUAGAUGCAUCUCCGAUAUAUGAUAGUGAUUCUUGUGAAACAUCCACUAUGAAAGUCACUAAAUCCCAAUCUGGUCAUCUAAAAAUGACUCCAUGCACUAGCUCUUUGUCCGAAAACUCCGAUUAUUCAAUCACAAUUCAUAAUUUAUUAAUAUUGGAACAUAAUCGUUUAGUUGAAAAAUUGAGGGAUGUUAAUCCAGAAUGGUCAAACAAUACAAUUUUCGAAGAAGCUAAACGAAUAACAAUCGCUCAAUUGCAACACAUCACGUAUAAUGAAUUUAUUCCCAAUGUCAUUGGACACGCAAUAAUGAAUGAAUGGAAUCUAAAUCCACUAAAACACGGAUAUUAUUCAGGUUAUUCAAGUUCAAAUCAACCUGGUAUUAUGCAAAGCGUAUACGCAACGGUUUUACCUAUAUUGCCUUCAAUUAUAUUCGAUAAAUACAAUCAAAACAAUUUAGGUGAUACUGAAAAUUAUAGUUUGUCAAAAAAAAAUAUUGAGAUGUUGUUGAAUUUGGGUAGACAAAUGAAAAUUCCUGGUUAUAAAAUAUGGAAAAAUGUAUGUUCAAGUGGAUCAUUCCAAUCCGAUGAUAAAGGUGUAGAUAAAAUUAAUAAAACAUUAUACAGUAUAAAUAUUUUUAAUAGAACUUACAGUGAUAUUGACUUGUUAUCUGGAGGUUUACUAGAAACACCAUUGAAAGGAGCUGUUUUUGGUCAAACAUUUUCUUGUUUACUUUCAAAUCAGUUUUCUUUAAUCAAGAAUAGUGAUCGAUUUUGGUAUGAAAACGAUUUUCCCCCUUCUACGUAUAGCAAAGGUCAAUUGCAAGAAAUUAGACAAAGUACAUUGGCUGGAUUAGUUUGUGAAAAUUUCGAAGACGUAACGAUGAUACAACCGAAAGCAUUUAUUGAUCGAGAUGAUUAUUUAAAUCACCCAAUAAAUUGUGACCAACAUUCUAAACUAGAUAUUUAUCAAUGGAAAGAUAAUUCAGUAAUCGGUAACGACCAAAUGACAGUUAAUAAAACGGAACAAGAUUCUGAACAGAUUAACAAUCAAAUUUUAGUAAGAGAAGCGUGGAGAAAGGCCGAGGAUGACGUUAGCAGAAGAAAGCAAACUGAAUUUCUGUUAUGGUCAAAAAAAGGAGGAGUGGAUCCUAAGUCUCCUCUCGGAACUGCUGCUGCAUUUAGUAAAGCAAGUAAAUCAUCAUUAAUAUUGGCCAAUAACUCAUUAUUAUUUGAAUAUGCUUCAAAAGAAAUAUUGAAAUCAUUAGAAAAGCGACGUCGUCGCCGUCAAGUCUUGGACAGCAGUGAUCCAUUAUUUAGCUUAAAUUCUUUAGGACAUAACUUCUUCGAUGGCUUAAAAUUUACUGAACUUUAUACUCCCCCUAUACAUUUUAGCGAUGGCGAAUGUCCUAUUGAAACACAUCCUUGUGACGUUAAUAACCCAUAUAGAUCAUUUAGUGGUUAUUGUAAUAAUUUAAAUAACCCAAAUUUUGGUAAAGCAUUGACGACUUUUCAACGUUUAAUGCCAGCUGCUUAUGAAAAUGGAAUAAAUCAUCCAAGAGUGACAUCUGUGACUGGUGUACCAUUACCAUCUGCUCGAUUAGUGAGUGCUAUGUCUCAUCCAGAUAUCAGUCAUUUACAUGGCCGUUACACGCUAAUGCUUAUGCAAUUCGCUCAGAUCUUAGAUCAUGACAUAACAUUUACACCAGUUCACAAAGGAUACUUCUCAUCUAUACCUGACUGCCGGUCGUGUGAUAGUCCUAUAACAGUUCACCCUGAAUGCAUGCCGAUACAAAUACCAGAGGGUGAUCCGUUUUAUCCUCAUAUAAACCCGACUACUGGAGUUAGAAUGUGUUUACCAUUUAUGAGAUCAUUACCAGGCCAACAACGUAUUGGUCCUAGAGAUCAAACCAAUCAAAAUUCUGCGUACUUAGAUCUGUCCAGUGUUUAUGGUUCAGAUUCAUGUAUGGCUAAAGACCUAAGGGCGUUUCACAUUGGAAAACUAAAUGUUACUAGACAUCAUAUACCAUUGAGAAAAGAUUUAAUGCCUCAAUCUUCUAUACAUCCUGAAUGUAAAUCUUCAUCUGGCUACUGUUUUAUAGGAGGUGACGGUCGUGUGAGUGAACAAGCUGGACUGACUUCGCUCCACACAAUUUUUAUGAGGGAACACAAUCGUAUUGCCGAAGUUUUAAACAGACUUAAUCCACAUUGGAAUGACGAAAUAAUAUAUCAAAAUACAAGAAAAAUAUUUACAGCAUCUUACCAACAAAUCGUAUACAACGAAUUCUUGCCAAGGAUUUUAGGUUGGGAUGCUGUGGAUAAAUAUGACUUGAGACUUUCUUCAGCCGGAUAUUACAAAAGUUAUUCUCCCGACUGUCAUCCGGGACCUUUUACUGAAUUUGCUGUAGCCGCUUUUCGAAUUGGUCAUAGUUUAUUAAGACCUCAUAUUCCUAGAAUGUCGCCAUCAUAUCAUCCUCUAGAACCAGCAUUAUUAUUGAGAGAUGUAUUUUUCAAUCCUGAUGUAAUUUAUAGGGACCAAAUGGUUGAUGAAAUAGUAAGAGGUCAAGUUAGCACACCUAUGGAAAAUUUAGAUCAAUUUAUUUCUGGUGAAAUUACUAAUCAUUUGUUUGAAAACGUGAAAGUUCCACAUUCUGGACAAGAUUUACCCGCUUUAAAUAUUCAAAGAGGACGUGACCACGGUGUACCAUCAUACAACUCGUUUAGAGCAAGAUGUGGUCUUCGGCGGGCAAAUACCUGGGAAGACUUAACAAGAGAAUUUUCUCCGGAAGUUAUUGUCAGGUUCAAAACAAUAUAUGCUAGCCCAGAUGAUAUUGACUUAUUCCCUGGUGGUUUAAGCGAAUAUCCAGUGAAAGGUGGCCUCGUGGGGCCGACUUUUGCAUGCAUUAUAGGCUUACAAUUCAGACAUUUAAAACAAUGUGAUCGUUUUUGGUUUGAAACUGAUAACCCAUUGUUAAGAUUUUCUGAAGCUCAACUUGCAGAAAUUCGAAAAGCAACACUAGCUAAAAUAUUAUGUGAGAAUAUGGAUGUACCUAGUGAUUUGCAAAAGGCAGCAUUUGAUCAACCAAAUGAUUACCUAAAUCCACGUCUACCUUGUCCAGUAUUACCAACAAUCGACUUAACACUAUGGAAAGAUAAUCAACAAGGUUGCAAUAUUAAUGGUCAUAUUGUUGCAGUUGGUGAAUCACAUUUGCCUUCACCUUGUACUAGUUGUAUUUGUACAUCUGAAGGGUCUAACUGUGCUUCAUUAAGAGUUACUGACUGUGGUCGUUUGAUGAAUGAAGUCGGGAUCGAGAAAAUGAUGCGAGAUGAUGUUUGUGCUGCACAGUGUUCUGGAUUUGUCGAACAAAGUUUAUUGAGCUCAGAUCCUCUAAUAUUAUCAUCUAGACCAGAUGUGCCCUCAUUUUUAAUCCCUCCGGAGAGAGGUUCAAGGUUUUUAGAAGAUAUAGAUUUAUUACCACCUCCUCAUACAAUAAGAACUCGGCCAUUUAGAAGGUUAAAGGGUAGAAGAAGGCCAUUUAGGAAAAACUUUCAAUUUCCCGAGGAAUCAAUAAUUAUUUAAUUUGAAAUUAUUAUUAGUUUUAGUAAACCAUUAAGUAUUUACGUUUUAUUAAUUGCAUAAUAUUACCAACAGCUGAUGACAUCAUUUUUUAUACUUUAUAAAUUCUACUAUUUAUAUAGUUACAAUACCUAGUUCAUAAUUUUAAUUCAAUCAAUUCCAAUAAUUAUUGUGGUAUAAAACAAAUAAAUAAUGAAGGGUAUUAUCAUCAGAGCAAACAUACUAAAUAAUUAACAAUUCAUUAAAAAUAAUGCCAUUCUUUAGUAGGGAUAAUAAUAUAAUAAAUAUUUAUAAAUAGGUAAGUUUUUUAAAAUGUGUAUGUAAAUUAUUAGUAAUUUUAUUUAAAAUAAUUGCUCCAUAAAUAUUAUUAUAAAUACAACUUGAAAACCAUUGAAAGAUUAGUCAAGACUGUUAGUACAACAUCUAGUUUCGAUUUUUUUGUAAAACCAGAUGCAUUAAGAUAUAAAUCAAAUAAGUACUUACGUUUUCUAAUGGACUAAAAAGUAAAACAUGUUUUUCUUUUAUAGUUUCAAAUAAUAGUUUUCACAAAAAACAUAUUGUAUCAUAAAUAUUAA
This is a messenger RNA of Rhopalosiphum maidis (corn leaf aphid), 4707 nucleotides long. RefSeq lists its product as uncharacterized. NCBI's taxonomy places the organism in Eukaryota, Metazoa, Arthropoda, Insecta, Hemiptera, Aphididae. Gene Ontology annotation, molecular function: peroxidase activity; heme binding. The record is from RefSeq and is a predicted model, not a curated record. Gene Ontology annotation, biological process: response to oxidative stress. The coding region runs from base 170 to 4135 and encodes 1321 amino acids. The transcript has 20 exons.